AUGAGAAGCUCUUCGAGCACGAGUAGAUGCAAGCGUUGGAGCGAUGAUGCGGCAGUCACGGCAGGGCAGACAGGGCAGGCAUUGCAGGCAGGGCAGACAGGGCAGGCACGGCAGGCAGGGGCGGCUCAAGGCAGGGGCGGCCCAGGAGAGGGGCGCAGGGAUAGGGAGGAGAAGGGGGACGAGGUAGGAGCUGCGCGUGCGGCUACAGAUGCGUGUGCAGCUGUGCGCGUGCACAGCUGUGCGCGACUCCGCACGUGGGACAGCAGCGCGCGGGGCAGCAGCGUGCAGGGCAGAGGCGUGCGAGGCACCGGGCAGAGGCGCACGAGGCGCCGGGCAGAGACGCACGAGGCGCCGGGCAGGCGCACGACGCGCCGGGAAGAGGCGCAUGAGGCGCCGGGCAGAGGCGCACGGGGCGCGGGGCAGUGGCGGACAGCAAGGUACGGGAGGCACAAGGCAGGGGAUGAAAGGAGGAGGAGGCGGCUGAUGCUGCAGCUGGACUCACCCAACCCCUCAACCUCCCCCCCACAGCAGCAGGCACGGGAGUGA
Molecule: messenger RNA, 546 nt
Organism: Closterium sp. Naga37s-1
Lineage: Eukaryota; Viridiplantae; Streptophyta; Zygnematophyceae; Desmidiales; Closteriaceae
Source: the annotation of a GenBank genome assembly